Gordionus sp. m RMFG-2023 is the source of this 3621-nucleotide messenger RNA. RefSeq lists its product as uncharacterized. Gene Ontology annotation, molecular function: flavin adenine dinucleotide binding; oxidoreductase activity, acting on CH-OH group of donors. The record is from RefSeq and is a predicted model, not a curated record. Lineage: Eukaryota; Metazoa; Nematomorpha; Gordioida; Chordodea; Parachordodidae. Bases 29 to 3388 code for a protein of 1119 amino acids. The transcript has 14 exons.
AUUAAUUAGCAUUCAUUCAUUAAGAAUAAUGCUGGCAAGAACUGGAAAGUCUAUAUCUAAUACCAUUGUUUUGGCUAAUAUAAAGUUCUCUUCAAGAGUAUUAAAAUCAAAAUGCAAACUUUUAUACUAUGAUAUUUCAUUAAAUAAAACAAUUUACUCCAAUUAUACAGUCAAUCUAACCAGUGAUUUGCCCUUAAAAAUUAAACUAGUCAUAUUUGACAAAGACGGUACACUUAUAUGCUUUAAUUCCUUAUGGAAACCAUGGCUUGAUAACAUUAUUACAAAUAUAGAAAAUAGCACUCAGCUAGAUUUAAAAUCAAAACUAUAUGAAGCUUUGGGAUAUAAUGAGAUUAGUCAAAAAUUUAUACCAGGAAUUGUUGCAGAGGGAACAGUUUUUCAAACUAAAAACAAAAUUAUAGAUUUGCUGGUUUCUCAAGAAGGUUUUUCACCUCACUACGCUGAAAAGAUUGUAGGGCAAGCGUACUCCAACUCGGCCUCACAUUUCAAAAAUAUAGUAGUUGAUUUUCAGCAUGGUCAAAAUAAUACACCAUUUUAUGAUAAUGACCAAAAUAACUCAACCUCUGACAAUAAAUUUUGUACUACUUAUAUUCGUAAAUUCGAUCAUUUUAACAACGAUAUUACUUCUCAGAAUUCCACGUCUUCUCCUAAUUUCGUAUCAAACGAAAAAAAGAUACCGCUUAAUAAUACCGAUGGCACCCACCAUAAUAGCCCGGAAUAUACAAACGUUACCUCGAAAUUUCAAUCAACCAUCGAAACACAACCCAAGCCUAUGACGCUUAAACAAUUAGCCGAUCUUCGUUCUCUGUUUACCCUUUUAAAAUCUCGUGGCCUCAAAAUUGCACUUUGCACUUCUGAUGACCGAGCCCUGACAAUUUCAACUCUCAAGCGCUUAGGUCGGCUCGACACCUUGUUAGACUUUAUAGUUUGCGGGGAUGACCCGGGUUCAACUCCCAAGCCUUCUCCGCUAAACGCACUCAAAAUAUGCGAAAAGUUGGGCAUACCUCCCAGCGAAACAGCUGUCGUAGGCGAUACGGGCGUAGAUAUGGGGAUGGGUAAAUCGGCCGGACUAGGACUUAUAGUAGGCAUCCUUACCGGCAUAGGGGAUGGUCCACUCCUAACGCGGGAAGGGGCCCAUCAUUUAGCUGACGAUUUAAAUCACUUUAUUGAAAUUUUAUAUGCCACCGGAGAGGAAGGCCUAAAAAAUAAGGGUCAUAGCAAUCUUGGCUCGCUUUCAAAUACUCAUAAUAAAUCCCAAAAUAUCGAUAAACUAACGAAUAUCCAUGGUUCAAUUAAACGUCAUUUCUCCUCUACCACAUUAAUUUGUAAAGGUUUACAAGAACCUAAACUUAAUCAUUCCGUUUUCAAGAAACUGUUUAGCAAGCGGCGACGAUGGAUAGGUGAUGUUCAAGCCGCCGCCGAUAAUGGACCUUAUGAUUAUAUAAUAGUUGGAGCCGGAUCUGCUGGCUGUGUAUUGGCCAAUAGGCUGACAGAGGAUCCUGGUAUGAAAGUUUUGCUAAUAGAAGCUGGUCCCCCGGAUUACUGGUGGAAUUGGAAAAUCAGUAUGCCCGCCGCCCUCAUGUACAAUCUUUGUCACGACAAGUAUAAUUGGUUUUAUAAAACUGUGCCUCAACGCCACCUUAACAACAGGGUUAUGUAUUGGCCUAGAGGCAGAGUAUGGGGCGGUUCCUCAUCCCUAAACGCUAUGGUGUAUAUAAGAGGCCAUGCCCUCGAUUACGAUAGAUGGUGCUACAUGUACAACUGUGAAGGCUGGUCUUAUCGAGAUUGCUUGCCCUACUUUAAGAAAGCUGAAGGGCAUGAUGAUCUGCCCGGAGAUAUGUAUAUCGGAGAUAAAGGUCCUCUCCACGUCAGUAGAGCUAAGAUGGCGAAUCCUCUAUAUAAAGCUUUUAUUGAAGCCGGUCAACAAGCCAGUUAUCCUUACACUAGUGAUAUGAAUGGAUUUCAGCAGGAAGGCGUGGGACCGAUGGACAUGACUAUACAUAACGGAGUUAGAUGGAGCACUUCAAAAGCCUACCUCAGACCUGCACUCAUAAGACCUAAUCUUUAUGUGCUUAGCAAUGCAUUGGUUCAUAAAAUAGUUAUGGACGAUGCCAACAAAACGGCUCAAGCUGUAUUUGUAUGCCCUAAUUUCAAUGCCAAGAAUGCAAUCGAGUUUAAUAUAUCUAAUAAAAGCCUAUCAAUAAAAACUAAAGGAGAAAUUAUUCUUUGUGGUGGUGCUAUCAAUUCACCUCAGUUACUUAUGCUAUCUGGAAUCGUGUGCUCAAUAUUUGGUUGUUACACCAGGAAAGGCCCAGCUUCUCAUUGUCUGAGCCGAAACAUUCCAUCUGUGAUAGAUUCUCCUGGCGUGGGUUCAAAUCUAAUGGACCAUUUAGAAGUUUAUGUUCAAGCCCGAUGUAAACAACCCAUAACCCUUUAUAAUGCCACCUGGAAUUUUCCUCUUAAUACUAUACGAAUAGGACUCAAUUGGUUCCUCAAUCAAAAGGGUUUAGCAUCUACUUCCCACUUAGAAACAGGGGGCUUCAUUAGGAGUUGUAUAGACGAUGGUUUUCGUGAUGCUAACUCGGGCGGAAGCGCCAAUUUUACAAAAAAUGAAGGAAUAAACAAUUUAUUCGAUAAAGUACAACCCGAUAUACAAUUUCAUUUUUUGGCCGGACUCGUCGAGGAUCACGGGCGAAAAGAAGCCACCUUCCACGCAUAUCAAGUUCACGUAGGAUCUAUGCGUCCAUCUUCGCGGGGUUUUAUUAGACUCGUUGAUUCCAAUCCUUUUAGUCAUCCGGCCAUAGAUCCUAAUUACUUAUCUACUGCAAAGGAUAUAGCCGAAGCUAAAGCCUGUAUUCAAGUAGCUAGAGAUAUCUUUUCUCAGUCAGCUUUCGAGCCCUUUAGAGAUGCCGAAAUCAGUCCAGGACCUAAUAAUGAUGUCGAAGAGUUUUUUAAGAAAAAAUGCGAUAGUGCUUAUCAUCCAUCGGGCACUUGCAGAAUGGGAAUAGAUCAUGAGAAAAAGGGAAAUGAAACCUCGCCUGUAGUCGAUUCGCAAUUAAGAGUUUAUGGGACGAGCGGUAAUCUCAGAGUGGUCGAUGCUUCUAUCAUGCCAUCUAUACCUUCUGGCAACCUUAACGCGCCUGUUAUUAUGAUUGCAGAAAAAGCAGCGGACAUAAUCAAAGGCAAACCUCCUUUAAAACUUGAUAUAUCAUCUAAUCACAAUCAUCACACCGGUCGCUUAUUUUAUGUGGCUCCCGAAUUUGAGGCUUACUUAAAAGAUUAUGAAAUGAAUCCGUCGAAAACCUGGAAAAAGUUUAGUGAUUGUGGGAAUACAAUGUCAGAUGUUGUAAUGCAGGAAUCAGCAAUUUAAAGAUGCAUGGGCAAUGAUGAAAUUUAAAGAUAUUUAAUUUUUUUAAACACUAUUUAUUCGUUAUAGGAUAAAUUAAAUAUUCCUUAUUUUUAUAAUGAAAUAUAUUAUAAAAUAUCUGGAUUUUUUUAUAAAUUGCGCUCUAUAUUGUCUUUUUAAGAAUAGCAAUAACAUCCUUAUAUUAUAAAACAAUUUAUUUAUUUUUUGGAUUAUUAAGACCCUGUGAAAUUUUUUAA